AAACAGCCUCGGAUGAACUGCGCUCAGCGCUCUUGCGUUCACACCAGUCUGCUGUUUCUCUUCUCCCGUUCACCCCGCGCGCGCGAGAAUUAGAGCGACCGCCGCCCUACACCCCUGCUGCCCAUGUCUUCGUCGGGGCCUUUGCCGGCGACCGGAACCCACCAUGGCAGUCAAAGGGCAGAGUGUAAAGCCCAGGGUUCAACCUCUGCACGCAAGGUACAAAAGGCUGAUCGAGAGAAGAUGCGAAGAGAUAAAUUAAACGAGCAGUUCCAGGACUUGGGAAAUGCACUUGUGGUAGAGUUGACUCUAUAUCCAGAUCCAGACCGUCCCAGGAACGAUAAGGCAACUAUACUUGGUGACACAAUCCAAAUGCUGAAAGAUUUGACUACUCAGGUGAACAAGCUGAAAGCUGAAUACACGUCACUUUCUGAAGAAGCACGUGAGUUAACACAAGAAAAAAAUGAGCUUAGAGAUGAGAAAGCUUCACUGAAAUCUGAGGUUGAUAAUUUGAAUAACCAGUAUCAGCAACGAAUGCGAGUGUUAUACCCGUGGGCUGGAAUGGAGCCUUCUGUUGUCAUGGGGCCACCUCCAGCAUAUCCCUAUCCAGUCCCAGUUCACAUACCCUCUGGUGCUGUACCCAUGCAUCCGCAGUUGCAAACAUACCCCUUCUUCCACAGUCAAACUUCCGGAACCAUCCCAAAUGCAUGCAUCCCUUACAUGGCAUAUACACAGCCCUGCCAUCUUCCCACUGAUCAGCCAUCUAACCAACUUAAUACUCCAGUUGGCCAUUCAAGUAGUCAUAGGUCUAACUCUCCAGCACAAGACUGUAGAAGCAAGUCAUCUACACCGCAGCAACCAAGCUGCGGAAUGAGAAGCAGUGAUGUUGGUGAUAUCGCUACUGAUCUGGAAUUGAAGACUCCUGGUUCUUCAUGUCAAUCACACUCAGAGAUUGCUAACAAUGAUUCCUCUUCGGAUUUGAAAACAAAGAAGCAUUGCAUAAAGCAAAUUAAUGGUUGCACUCUCACUGAAAGCAGUAGUUCAAGCAGAUGCUCUUCCAGUGGGCCCCCAGAUGUUUCUAAUAGUGCUGUUGAUGAAUAAGUUGCUUGACGAUUGAUUAACAUACAAAACGUAGGCAAGUAUAGAUUGAGAAAAGAUCUAUGUUAACCUCCCAUAAGUGAGCUACCAACAUUAUAUGCAGUGUAAUUUGCUAUUGUUGCUAGCUGGAUGACUCACAAAUUGGGAGGCGUGUGAUUUGGUAGAAGCAUAGUAUCUGUUAAACGGGGUGCUGUUCUCAUGAUUGUUAGUGGAUAAAAGUUUGCUGGAAAGGAAAACAAAAGGUAGAGAACAAAAUCAUAAGCAGCAAAAUCAAUGGCGGUUCAGUAGGGACUCCAGUAGGCAAGCAUUGUCAGUAUUCUGCAUGCCAGAUAGAUAUUCAUAACAAUAACUGGAUUCUAGUACCAUUGCAUAGUUCGUCCUAGAGAAUCAUUUUACAUAAAUUUCUGCAUGAAAUAGGUAAAUAAGUGGAAUAUAGAUAAUAUAGUAUAAUGUUUGCUUAAUCUAUUUGCUGGGCAACGCGGGGUUUGGUAGUGAUUAAUUUCAGCUGCAAGUUUGUUCUGCUGGCAUCUACAAGAAAUUGUUCCUUGGCUACCUCAGCUAUACCAAGCUUUGCUGAACAAGGCAACAAGCCCUUGAAGUUUGUACAUUGAGCUUUGUUACACAAUUGCAUUGGAAUAUAGUUCUUUGUGUAUUAAUUUGACAGACCACCAGUCCUAUUCUUCC
This is a messenger RNA of Sorghum bicolor (sorghum), 1779 nucleotides long. Its product is annotated as transcription factor bHLH121. The record is from RefSeq and is a predicted model, not a curated record. NCBI's taxonomy places the organism in Eukaryota, Viridiplantae, Streptophyta, Magnoliopsida, Poales, Poaceae. Gene Ontology annotation, biological process: intracellular iron ion homeostasis. The transcript has 5 exons. Gene Ontology annotation, molecular function: DNA-binding transcription factor activity; protein dimerization activity. The coding region runs from base 124 to 1098 and encodes 324 amino acids.